Messenger RNA from Drosophila arizonae, 2138 nucleotides. RefSeq names its product alpha-Mannosidase class I a (gene alpha-Man-Ia). Gene Ontology annotation, molecular function: calcium ion binding; mannosyl-oligosaccharide 1,2-alpha-mannosidase activity. Gene Ontology annotation, cellular component: endoplasmic reticulum; Golgi membrane. Gene Ontology annotation, biological process: carbohydrate metabolic process; mannose trimming involved in glycoprotein ERAD pathway. NCBI's taxonomy places the organism in Eukaryota, Metazoa, Arthropoda, Insecta, Diptera, Drosophilidae. The record is from RefSeq and is a predicted model, not a curated record.
CGUCGUUCGGCUGUCGCUGUUGGGCGUCCAGCGUUGGCCCCAAUGGCGCCGUUUGGCCGUAUGGCCGUCUGGCCGGUCCGUCUGUUUGCUUCGCUGGCUUCUUGUGUUGAUGUUUUGCUCUGGCGCGUUUAAUGUCUCGUCUGCACUGAAAGCGUCAACUCCACGCAACAUUCGUACGCGCGCGACUCGAUGUCAAUCGGGCUCUAUAUACCGCCAUCACUAGUCGGCCUCGUCGCAGUCGCAGUCGCCGUCGUCGUUGUUGCGUUUUGUAUUGUGCUCAAGGCUGCAUGCAGCAGCAGCAGCAGCGCCAGCUUCCUGCUCGACACCUGAACCUGAAAGAGUGUCUGUAGCUAAAACAAAACAAAAGCCAAAAAAGAAAAAAAAUCGAAAAAAAAAAGAAAAUAACAACAAAUUGAAAUAGACAACAUUAGAGGAAUACAGGAAAUCCCUGCACGGACAUUUGCGGUGGUAACGCGUUCGUUUACAUUGAGUCGACCGUCAGGCUUAGGCUCUGGCUCUGGCUCUUUGGCCGUCAUCUUAAUGCCGCGCCACUCGACGCGUCGACGGCCGGCCAAAAGCGCGUAAAUAAACAAUAACAAUGCGUUAAUGUGCAUUCUGUUACGGUCCGGACUCGGCGGGUGGCAAAACGCGCUCUUCAUUGUUUAACUGGCAAUAACAGUAUCAACAAGCUAAAUAUAAUCUAACGCAAUAGAACAACAACAACAACAACAGAGCGACGUCAUGCAAGUUGACUUGGCGCAGCGCGCAGCUGCAAUGGCUUUGCCGUCAGCAGCAGCAGCAGCGGCGGCGGCGCCGGCGCCAAGGUGAACGUGCAGCUGAAGUUAUCGCAGCAGAGCGCAAAACAAAAAACAAAAAAUAGAGAGAGAGACAAAGCUGAAGCUGCGAAGAGAGCGAGAACGAAAGCGACAAACAACGGUGUCAAAGCAAUGCGCUGAGUUCAGCUGCGCCGCUGCAGUUGCAUUCGAGUUUCAGCAGCGCAACGGGGCAGACGUUGACCACAGCGGGCGGCAGAGUGCGAAAGCGAAUCGAGAGCCGAACUCAGGGCACAGACGAGCCGAAGCCGAAGCCGACUGACCACAGGCGACGGCGGGGCUAAAGUGCAAAAGACAAAGACUACAAAAUUAAAGCAAAUGCAAAACUGCAAAAGCAACAACAAGAAACUCUAACUGUAUUUGAAUUGAGCAACAAAUAGUAGUAGUAGUAAUAUAUGUAUAUGUGCGCUCUCGUCAGCGAUAACAAUCGAUCAACGAUAACUCUGCCCGAUAACUGAGCCAACAAGUGUGCGUACAAAAUGUGCAGCCGAAAAUGUUUUCGCAUGCCCACAUUAGUCAUCUGCGGCGUCUUGCUGACCAUCGUGCUGGUCUGCAUCACGGGCAUCACGCUAACCAACAGCAUCAACAUAUCGAAUAUCGUGAAGCUGCGCGAAAAGGUCGCCAGCGACUCGGCGGCGGCCAAUGGCGGCCAUCAGGCGGCCCAAACGCGCGCCGCCCUCGUCGAGCAGCAGUACUCGACGCUCCAACAGCAUCAUCUAUCCAAGAGCGAUCUCAAUUAUAUAUCAGCGGCAACGCAUCCCAGAAACUUGCAACGGCUGCUGGGCACUGCUCAGCCGCAGUCCGUGCAGCAGCAGCAGCAUCAGCAGGCAGCGCAGCCCAAUAAAAUUGUUAUCGAAAUUGGAUUACGGAGCAGCAACAGCAACAGCAACAGCAACAGCAACAGCAACACUGACAGCAGCAACAGCAGCAGCAACUCCAACUCGAUUGGCGCCAUUAAUCUAAUGCCGAUGCCGCACAUGCUGCAAGCGGCGGAUGCGCUAAUGGAGGGCAAUGUUGAUUCCAUCUCGCUGCCAGCAGCAGCGCCAGCUACAACGCAAACACCACCUACGACAACAACAACAACAACAGCAACAACAACAACAGCAGCAGCAACAACUGCUGCAACAACAACAACUACAGCAGCAGCAGCAGAGCAGGUCUUAGACAUUGUCGAUCAUAAUCCGGCGGGCAUUCAAUUCGAGCGUCGCGCACAUGUCAAACAGGUAAAUUAAAGGUCCGGCACGUCUCACCUACAACUCCGGAAAGAUUUAUUAUCUAGUAGCUUUCACUGCGUAUUGCUGGAGA